Messenger RNA from Peromyscus eremicus (cactus mouse), 1203 nucleotides. RefSeq names its product tRNA methyltransferase 10B (gene Trmt10b). Gene Ontology annotation, molecular function: tRNA binding. The record is from RefSeq and is a predicted model, not a curated record. The coding region runs from base 178 to 1128 and encodes 316 amino acids. Gene Ontology annotation, cellular component: nucleus; nucleoplasm. Lineage: Eukaryota; Metazoa; Chordata; Mammalia; Rodentia; Cricetidae. Gene Ontology annotation, biological process: tRNA N1-guanine methylation. The transcript has 9 exons.
CGGACGACACUGAUUUUGAGGGUUGGCUAGAGACUACCGAGUCCCAUUCUGAGCCCGCGGCACCCACAAUCUUGGGGCUUCUGGGUCUUGCCUGCCCUGGUUCGGCCACCGAGACCCACGUUCCCUGCGGCCCGCGGUCGGGGUCUAGGGAGUUGGCUGUGUAAGUGACGAGAGCUCAUGGACUGUAAGUUGGAAAGGAGUGCUCAGAGAACAGAGUCACUGGUGUGGCCGGGACAAGAAGGUUUCCCAGAGGACAGAGGUGAAGAUGGACUCUCUGAGAGCUUCCAGCUUCUGCAGAUGGAUGUGGGGUACGAGCACCAAGAGGAAGAGGCCUGCCCUGCAAACAGUGCGACAUGGAGCUCGAAAAAUGUGCAGAGAAAACAGAGACACUGGGAAAGGAUAGUCUCCUCGAAGAAGAGCAAAAGGAAGCAGGAAAAAGAAAGAAGAAAAGUCAAACGUGCAGAACACCCAGGCACCUGCCCCCAGCACAGCAAACGCUUUUUGAAAGCCUUAACCAAAGAGAGACUUUUGGAAGCCAAACACUCAGGACCAAGACUGUGUGUUGACUUGAGCAUGACCCACCACAUGUCAAAGAAGGAACUGAGUAGGCUGGCGGGACAGAUUCGAAGGUUGUAUGGUUCAAACAAAAAAGCCAGCAGGCCCUUUUGGAUCUGCCUCACUGGAUUCUCAACUGACAGCCCCCUCUAUGAAGAGUGUUUGAGGAUGAAUGAUGGAUUUUCUGCGUACUUGCUAGAUGUAACAGAAGAAGACUGCUUUAGUUUAUUUCCUCUGGAGACCCUUGUGUACCUGACUCCUGACUCAGAACAGGCCCUUGAAGACAUUGAUCAAAACACAGUUUACAUCAUUGGUGGACUUGUAGAUGAAAGCAUUCAGAAGAAGGUGACCUUUCAAAAAGCUCGAGACUACUCUGUGAAGACAGCCCGCUUGCCAAUACAGGAAUACAUGGUCAGGCGUCAGAAUGAGAAAAACUACCAUUCAGAAGUACUGGCCAUCAACCAAGUGUUCGAUAUCCUGUCCACUUACUUUGAGACUCACAGCUGGCCUGAAGCAUUGAAGAAAGGAGUUUCUCCGGGAAAAGGCUACAUUCUUCGGAAUGCAGUGGAAUGAUGGGCAGUCCAAGAUUCCAGCUGUAGUGCGUAAAGGACCAAAGGUGUCUUGACCAAAGGACAGGGCCAAGGGUGG